CAGUCGACUCAGUCGGCGUCAGCCAACAGCGUGAGUGAGUGCGCGUCGAACGGGAACGUAGCCCGUUCGCGUUCGUUUAUGUGUUCUGUGCUCCUCUCGAGCGUGUUUGACUGUGUGCAUGCGUUUUCAUGUGUGUGCAUGUGUGCGUGUGUGAAUGCUCAAAAGGCCGACGGUUAAGCAAGGCCCAUGUAUAAUUUGACUACAGCCGAAAUUAUCAAAAAAAAAUAAAUAAAUUGCAUUUAUCAAAGCACGCGCUCAAAAUUCCAGAUAAUUGAAAACUUUUAAUCGGCUGCUUAAGGAUUAACAAACGUUCUAGAUAACUUAAAGCGGUUACUGUGUUAUUUUGAGUUAUUGUUGUGUAAGUGGGGCAUGGCUACAACAGGGGCAACUGCAGCCACCACAAGGACACCCAGCACAACAGCGGCUCAAGCGCCAGCCGUCGAUUAUUCAACAGCCACGCCCACUUGCACCACCGCCACAGUAGUCAUGCCCACUGUAGGCAUAGCGACUGGCUUGCCCCUGGGCAUGGCAGCUGUGCCCCAUCUGCCGCUGCUGGGUGGCUGCUUGGACAGCGCGGCCAACAAGGCCAUUGCAACGGGCAGCGGUGCACAGCCGACGGCAACUGCAAAUCCCAAUCUAACGGCCGUUCUACCCACACCCACAGCUCUGACGCACAACCACUGCCCGUCUACGGCGGUGCCAGCGGCUCCCACGUUGAGCCUCUUCGGCAGCUCGGGCAGCUCACCUCAGGGCACAAAUCUCAGCGCUUUGGCCUCCCAGCAUCGGCUACUGGAACUAUCAAGGUUUGGCCUAAGGGGCUACGAUCUGGCACAACAUAUGCUGUCGCAACAGGGCGCUGUAUCCAAGCUGUUGGGCACUUUGCGGCCGCCGGGACUGAUUGGUGGCUCGAAGCCAAAGGUGGCCACGCCGACAGUUGUCUCCAAGAUCGAGCAGUACAAACGCGAGAACCCAACGAUAUUCGCGUGGGAAAUACGCGAGAGACUGAUUAGCGAAGGUGUUUGCACGAAUGCCACUGCGCCCUCGGUGAGCAGCAUCAAUCGCAUCCUGCGCAAUCGCGCCGCCGAGCGCGCCGCUGCGGAAUUCGCUCGAGCUGCCAGCUAUGGCUAUGCUCUGCAUCCCACGCAUCCGCAUUCGCAUCCGUAUACGAGCUUUCCCACCUGGCCGGCCACGUUGCCGGGUCAUCAUCCGCUGUGGGGCGCUGUGCCGUUAGCCGCCAGCGGCGCCUUGCCGAACAGCAGCAGCUACAACAGCGACGGCAGCUCCAAUCCGAAUACCAACAACAACAGCAUCAGCGCAGGAGGCGGCAGCAGCGUGGGCAGUGGACGUUUAUCGCUGCCAGCCCUAUCGCCGGAGUCGGGCAGCCGGGACAGUCGUUCACCCGACGUGGAUGCCAAUCGCGUGAUAGACAUUGAGGGCGAGGACAGCGACUCGGAGGACAGCGAUCAGCCAAAGUUUCGUCGCAAUCGCACAACGUUCAGUGCUGAGCAGCUGGACGAGCUGGAGAAGGAGUUCGAGAAGUCGCACUACCCCUGUGUGGGCACACGCGAGAAGCUGGCGGCACGCACGGGACUGAGUGAGGCGCGGGUGCAGGUUUGGUUUUCCAACAGACGUGCGAAAUGGCGGCGUCAUCAACGGGUCAAUUUGCUGAAGCAGCGCGGCUCGACCUCGACAUCGCCCAUACCAGCUCCAACGCAGCAGGAGCCCAGUCUACAAUAUGCUACCCGUUCCAGUGCUUACCACUGCGAGGGCAACAACAACAGCAGCAGCACCACCAACAACAGCAACACCGUCACCACCACAAGCUUGCCAGCCACCACCACCCACACGAGCAUAAGCCCUACGGCCCACGACCCCGACCCAGUGACAGCAACAGCGCCGCCGCCUGCCUCAAUCACAGCAUCAGUUCCAUUAUUAAUGGGCGGUGAGCAUAGCGCCUUUCGAGCUGCCCUGCCCUCUGCCUCCGCCUCGUCGGCGUCGGCGUCAGCGUCGGCAGCUGCAUUUGCGCUCAACUUUGCCCGCCAGUACAUCUGGCGACAUAUGGGAGGAGUGCCGCCAAAGGAGCCCCAAACGGAGCUGGACGAGGAAAUCAACGUGGAUGCAGAGACAGAAACGGAAUCGGAGGCUAACUAAAGAGUGCAAUCAACCUGCUGCAAUUCCAGCACCAGAUACAUACAUAGAGACAUAUAUGCAAAUGCCCACAUCUAAUCCCAAUCUAAGAAUCAUGCAUGUCUAUGGAUUUGUCAGUUUCCUAUCGCUUUAAACCGAGAAUUUAGUGCAAUUUUUAACUUAAUUUAUUCAAUUUUGCAUUCCAAAACACGUGCUGAGUACAAAUAAAGACGGAAUCGAUGCAUGCGAUAUAUCGUUAUAUGUCGUAUAUGUAUA
Molecule: messenger RNA, 2403 nt
Organism: Drosophila hydei
Lineage: Eukaryota; Metazoa; Arthropoda; Insecta; Diptera; Drosophilidae
Gene: toe
Product: paired box protein Pax-6
Exons: 6
Coding region: 370-2151 (593 amino acids)
Biological process (GO): regulation of transcription by RNA polymerase II; anatomical structure development
Molecular function (GO): RNA polymerase II cis-regulatory region sequence-specific DNA binding; DNA-binding transcription factor activity, RNA polymerase II-specific
Source: RefSeq, a predicted model, not a curated record